AUGCCGAUCAGCAAUCUAUUUACCUCCGUCGUCAACGCCCUGAUUGUUAGCCGCCUGCUGGCCAGCAUGAGCGGCUCCGACUUCUAUCUCCGUAGCCUCAGCAUCAUGCCGGCGCUCAUGGCGCCCGAGAAGCGUGGCACAUUCAUCACCAUCAUUGGCUGCUCCUGGGGAGUCGGCGUGGUAUCUGGGUCUGUCAUUAGCGGUGUCUUCAGUGUGUCGCCGACCACAUGGGGCUGGAUGUUUUGUAUCAACCUGGUCAUUGGCGCGAGUGCCAUAUCUACAGGUACUGUUUCCACUUUGUGUUCAGUUUGA
This is a messenger RNA of Trichoderma gamsii, 312 nucleotides long. RefSeq lists its product as hypothetical. Gene Ontology annotation, biological process: transmembrane transport. The record is from RefSeq and is a predicted model, not a curated record. Lineage: Eukaryota; Fungi; Ascomycota; Sordariomycetes; Hypocreales; Hypocreaceae. Bases 1 to 312 code for a protein of 103 amino acids. Gene Ontology annotation, molecular function: transmembrane transporter activity. The transcript has a single exon.